AUGUCGUUAACUAAAAUCCAGGUUGUAGGACAGCCACUUCCUAGGGUAUCAGCAAGAAACCACCGUAUGAGAAACUCGGUUGUGUGCGGAGUUUCCAUAAAACGUCACCACAGUGGCCCAUCGUUAGGUUCUGUCACAAAAGGUUCCGACGAGAGCCCGUUUCUUCAUAACGGUACAUUUGGGAGGUUCGGUGGGAAGUUUGUGCCGGAGACAUUAAUCUCUCACUUGGGAGAUCUUGAAGACGAAUUUAAUUUUGUUUUGAACGAUCAUGAAUUUCAGGUUGGCCGAAAACCCAAGGGUUCCUCCGCAAGGUUCGUCCACUUAUCGAUUAAACUUAUACUCACAUUGAUUAAACUUAUCGAUCGCCACUCGCCAGCCAAAUAUGAGGAGCUUACCACAGCGUUAAAAGACUACGUAGGAAGAGAAACGCCUCUCUACUUUGCCGGACUUUUAACCGAACACUACAAGAACCUAGCUCGAACCACCGAAGGAGGAGGUGGACGAAACGGUGGGCCCGAGAUCUUUCUAAAAAGGGAAGAUCUUAGCCACUGUGGGUCCCACAAAAUAAACAACGCUCUCGCUCAGGCAAUGAUCGCCCGGCGGCUUGGUUGCAGCCAUGUGGUGGCCGCCACAGGAGCCGGCCAACAUGGGGUCGCCACGGCGGCUGCAUGUGCGAAGCUGUCCUUGCAGUGUAUUGUUUUCAUGGGAACCACUGAUAUGAAGAAACAAUGUUCUAAUGUACACUCCAUGAAAUUGCUUGGUGUUCAGGUGAAAUCAGUGGAAGGAACAUUCAAAGAUGCGAGUUCAGAGGCGAUUCGAAAUUGGGUCGAAAAUAUAGAUGUCGCAUACUACUUAUCGGGCACGGUCGUAGGACCGCACCCGUGUCCGGUAAUGGUAUGCGAGUUUCAAUCCGUGAUUGGGAAAGAGACAAGAAGGCAAGCGAAACAACUAUGGGGUGGUAAGCCCGAUGUGUUGGUGGCUUGUGUGGGGAGUGGCUCAAACGCAUUGGGAUUGUUCCAUGAGUUUGUUGGAGAUGAGGAUGUGCGGCUAGUUGGAGUCGAGGGGUCAGGGCUCGGUUUAGAUUCAGGGAAACAUUCAGCUACUUUGGCCGUUGGGGAUAUUGGUGUAUACCAUGGUACGAUGAGCUAUUUAUUGCAAGAUGAUCAAGGGCAGAUACUUAGACCACACUCCAUAGGAGUAGGGUUAGAGUAUCCCGGAGUUGGACCAGAGAUUAGCUUCCUGAAAGAAACUGGAAGAGCCGAAUUCUACACGGCAACAGACCAAGAAGCCAUUCAAGCGUGUAUGCUAUUGAGCAGAUUGGAGGGAAUAAUUCCAGCAUUGGAGGCGUCCCAUGCGUUUGCUUUCCUCGACAAACUCGUUCCUACUCUGGCUGAUGGUGCCAAAGUGGUCGUGAAUUGCAGUGGCCGUGGCGACAAAGAUCUGGACACUCUCAUCCAACGAGGCAUGGUCUCUUCUCUGUGUUGA
Molecule: messenger RNA, 1485 nt
Organism: Microthlaspi erraticum
Lineage: Eukaryota; Viridiplantae; Streptophyta; Magnoliopsida; Brassicales; Brassicaceae
Source: the annotation of a GenBank genome assembly